Scaptodrosophila lebanonensis is the source of this 1095-nucleotide messenger RNA. RefSeq lists its product as uncharacterized. Bases 127 to 1053 code for a protein of 308 amino acids. The transcript has 5 exons. The record is from RefSeq and is a predicted model, not a curated record. NCBI's taxonomy places the organism in Eukaryota, Metazoa, Arthropoda, Insecta, Diptera, Drosophilidae.
GUUGUCCAGCACUGAAACUAAAUUCCCAUUUGACAUUUUUCAUCGUGCGUCUGCUUUGUGCAUGCCGAUUGUUUCAUACAAAGUUGUGUUUUCCCCAUCAUUGUUCGUGUUCGACGCGUUUUAGAAAUGCCUUUACAAUCGAAAAUACUGCAUAUUGUAGGAGACGACGAUGGGGAUAUUGAAGAAGAAAAUGUAGCCAUGGCGCACGACCGCAAAGCCUGGCGGGCUCCACGUUCCCGCAAAGUCUCCGAAAGUGAUGAAGAUGACGACGACGAAGUAUCCUAUAAUUCUGAUGAAACCAGUGACGACGAGGAAUCUACUACGGAUGACGAUUGGUCCAUGGACGUUAAUCACAUUACUGGUAAUCCGCAUCUUUCUGGAACUGAAAUCGUGAUGGGGAAGCAGUUGAUUUCGCCGGUCGCACCAGAUGGAUUGCCAGUGAUGGGUGUGUCAUGCGAUAUCGCCGUGCAAGGACAACAACCUGCUGUGCCACUGGUAGACGAAGCUUUUCCAAAAACUGAAAACCAAAUGCAGGAAGAUAUCAAGCCGGUGAACUCAGUUGAUGUUAAGGCUCCUACUGAGCAGAUUACAGACAUAUCUGCUGAAAGCGUCGUUGCUCCUAAUCAGGAGCAGCAGCGGGAGUCCGAAAAUUUGGUCGCUGAUGGCGUUCUGAUUCCGGGAAAUCCGCCGGUGGAAAUCGCUCCUAAAGCGCAGACGCGUCGCAAGACCAUGCGUGUGCCUGCUCGUAAUCAGCCAGUGGCUAUACCAGCCUUUAAUCCUGUUGAUAAGCAGUCUCCAUCAUCGCCUACAACAAUAGGUGGACGUGUGGCCAAGCGUGCCAGGCGCAGUGGCGUUCAAAAGAUUACCCCAAUCUCAAAAGUUUCCGCGCACACAUUGGCCAAGCCUCUGGAGGUUAGUCAAUAUUUCAGUAAUGUGGCUGCCACAUUGGUGAAGCAACGUGUAUGCUUGUUACCUUUUCUGCAUAUGCGCGAUCGCAUUGAUGUUCUGGUUAAUGAGGCCAUGUUAAAGACUAAUCUGCAGCGCCGAUUGUAAAAGCAAUUUGUAAACAGCCAUACAUUAAAUAAAGGCAGAGCU